Microcebus murinus (gray mouse lemur) is the source of this 653-nucleotide messenger RNA. It is a transcript of the gene FAM229B, whose product is annotated as family with sequence similarity 229 member B. Lineage: Eukaryota; Metazoa; Chordata; Mammalia; Primates; Cheirogaleidae. The record is from RefSeq and is a predicted model, not a curated record.
GUCAGAAGGCCGCGCAAGUGCGCUUGCGACUCACCGUUACCAUAGCGACUGGGCUUCGUGACCACAGAACCUCGCUGCCUUGUCUACCAACGUCUGUGAGCCUCGGCAGCUCCGGAGCCCGGGGUAACUGGCGGCAGGUAAGAAACUAUGUGAAAGAAUCUUCUGAUGUCAUAAUUUCUGGGUGUCACUGGAACAUUUGAUCAUCAUUCCUUUGGCAAUUCCAGUCUUCUAUGGAAAGUCAGUAGAAGCAGACUUAUUCACCUCUACAGGAAUAAGACUUGGCCUAUUUUGGUUUUCAGUGAAUUAUGCCUUUUCGGUUUGGGACCCAGCCAAGGAGGUUUCCAGUUGAAGGAGGAGAUUCUUCAAUUGGGCUGGAACCGGGGCUAAGCUCCGGUGCUGCCUGUAAUGGGAAGGAGAUGUCACCAGCCAGGCAACUCCGAAGAUGCCCUGGAAGUCAUUGCCUGACAAUAACUGAUGUUCCCAUCACUGUCUAUGCAGCAAUGCGAAAGCCACCUGCACAAAGCAGCAAGGAAAUGCAUCCUAAAUAGCAUCAUUAAGUCUUUUGUAGAGGUUUGACUAGGUCAAGGGUAAUGGGCCAGUAUCAUCUUAUGAUCUGGUAAACAAAUAAAAGUGGUGGCACCUUUGGAUGAUGA